AUGUCAUACGUACCUCAGACCCCAGAACGUCCAAGUCGUAUAUCACGCCAUUGUACAACUUCUACACCAAUUUCAACUACUCAUAAUUUGCUAACUCCAUGUACUGCCACCAAGAAACCAUUUUUAAAUGUAGCACCAAUCACCACACCAUUGGCACAUACCAAUAAACAUCAAAUCCCAGUGACUCCAGAAUUCACGCCGCAGAAAUCACCUGCUCGUAAUACUACUGGUAGUGGUACAACUCGACGCAAGAAGAUCAAUGAUUUAUUGUUUGAAACCGAUGCCGAAUUGGGUAAAGAAAGACUUUCAUUUGGAUUAUUGUUGCCUGUGCCUUCAACCGUCGGGUCAGGCAGGAAAAGACGUACUAGUGGCGUCAGUACUACCACUAGCAGUGGAAAUAUUACAUUUAGUCAACCGUUGUGUAUGCAUGAAGAAGAAGAAGCAAUAGAGGAUGUCACAGUCACAGCCACACCCAAGGCCCAAGUCAUUACUCUGAGCAUGGUUGACAAUUGGCAUGGAAAGAGUUUUAACAAUGCAUUUUCCGACGAAGAAGACGACGACGAGAAAGAAGUAGAAACAAUGACUCUUGGACAAUCGAAAUUGAUCCCGAGAGUGAAAUUGGAAAAUCCAUUUAUAGAUGGCCCAACCACUCCCAAGACAAAGAAAGAAGACAAUCCAUUUAUAGAAGAUUCAUCAAAAGUAGAUUAUGAAACCCAUAUGGAGUUGGUGAAUCAUAGGACUGGAGUUAAAAGGAUAGUCAAAUUAAACAAGAAUCAAAUGAAGAUAAAGCCAAAAAAGUUGAGUUUUAUUUAA
Molecule: messenger RNA, 813 nt
Organism: Spathaspora passalidarum NRRL Y-27907
Lineage: Eukaryota; Fungi; Ascomycota; Pichiomycetes; Serinales; Debaryomycetaceae
Product: Sol1p
Exons: 1
Coding region: 1-813 (270 amino acids)
Source: RefSeq, a predicted model, not a curated record